AUGAGUCGAGUCGAGCGGGCGCUUGCGGCGGCCUCCGCUGACCGACUAGACUCGGAUCGUACGCGGGCCGUUUUCCCGCGCAGACGUCGCCUCCGCGCGUCGUGCAACAGUGACAUGGAUAUGACUGAGCAACGCGAGAGGGUUAACCGCGCAACUUUACAUUCACCACUCGCCUCCGCCGCCGCUAGGCACCGCCGCCUGCCUCGCGAUUGUACACCAUGCCGCCGCGCAACAACGGCCCUUGUUCCGUGCAAGCAUGCCGUGGGCAUCGUCGAACUUUCGAGUUCGCGGCAAUUUCGCCGCCUCCGCAAAGUUUCCGUCGAACUUAAUACACUCGCGUCA
This is a messenger RNA of Iphiclides podalirius (scarce swallowtail), 342 nucleotides long. Lineage: Eukaryota; Metazoa; Arthropoda; Insecta; Lepidoptera; Papilionidae. The record is from the annotation of a GenBank genome assembly.